AUGGCGGAGGAGCGCGUGCAGGCUCUAGAGCAGCAUAUGAUAGCGCUGGCCCAGGAGCUGCAGAACCGCCAGCAGAGGGAUAACGAUCUCACGGCCGAGGUGCAGCGGCUCGGCCGUGUGGCCGAGGCUAGACCACGGGUGGACGGGCCUGUGCCACAGCCUCGAGCCGAGUCGCUCGUGGACACCCGCACGCUGGGCAAGCCAGACGUGUUCACGGGCGAAGAGCACAAGUGGAACGAUUGGAAGGUGAUCUUCAAGGCGUACUGUGGCGUCGUGAACGCCGACUUGCUGGCAGGGAUGCGACUGGCAGAGAGCGCUGACGAGGCCUCAGUUCAGAACGAUGACUUCCUCGAGGAGAACAUGAGGCAGGCCUCGCAGCAGCUGUAUUACAUCUUGCUCCUCCUCUGCCGGCAGCAUCCCCUGACGACGAUCGUGAAUGCUGGCGAGAAUGAGGGCUUCCAGGCUUGGCGCAAGCUGGUUGAAUACUACGAACCGAAUGCGAGGUCCCGCAUCGCGGGGCAGCUGCUGAAUCUCCUGAACUUCUCGUUCGCUGGCGAUGUCGAGGACCGGCUGGCGCUGUUCGAGCGAGAGCUCCUCAGGUACGAGCAGAGGAGCGGCGAGGCCAUCACAGCCUCCAUGAGGAUCGGCAUCGUCCUUCGGCAGCUCGAGGAAGGCCCUCUACGCCAGCACCUCUUGCUCAAUGCGACCAGGCUGGUCACCGACAUCCGCCGUGCCCAGAGCGCCAUCGCCCCGGUGCCCGCGCCCAUGGACCUGAGCGCGUUCACCAAGGGUGACGGCAAGGGCAGGUUCAAGGGCGACGGCAAGGGCAAGAGCAAGUCCAGUGGCAAGGGCAAGAGCAAGGGCGACAGCAAGGGCAAGUCCAAGUCCGACGGCAAGAGCAAGACCAGCAGCAAGUCACAUGGUCAGCAGCUCGGGCCACUUUGCUGGGGCUGCGGCGGUCGCGGCCACACUCAGCGUGAAUGCCCGAGCAAGCACAGGGGGGCGUUGGCGAGCAUGGAGCAGACGCUGGCUCGCAUCAACGCCUCCCAGUCGACGAGUACGACCGUGCCAUCGGCGGCCUAUCUCGACGGCUGCGACUACGAGGUCGCAGCACUCUACCUGAACGACGUGGACGAGCAGGUCAGCUACCCGUUCGCGAACCUCCACUCCCUCAGCAUCUACGACCCGGGGCCGGACAAGGCGGACGUGGUCGACUCUGCGACCGGCGCGGCCCUGGACCUGAACAUGAUCCACGGCAACUCGGAUGCGGAGGAGGUCGAGCUCAACGGCAUCUUGCGUGUGGGCAUCGACUCGUGUGCGGCGGCAUCGGUGCUGCCGCGUGGCUCGUGUACGGACUACCCGGUGCACGAGGGCGGCCGGGCGAUCUCGUACAAGACCGCCUCUGGCCACUACGUGAACGACGAGGGCGAGAAGAUCCUCGUGGGGACGAUGCCUGGGGCUUCUCAGGCACGCGCUGCCAAGUUCAGGGUGGCGGACAUCAGCAAGCCGUUGCUGAGCGUCGCGGAGAUGGUCGACUCUGGCCAUCGGCUCGUCUUCGACUCGGAGGGCGGGCAGGACAUUAGCUACGCGUACCACAAGACCAGCGGAGACGUUGUCAGGUUCUGCCGCAGGAAUAAGGUCUACGAGAUGGAUAUGCACGUCGACCCGUACGUGCCGGAGGUCUGCCCGGUCGAGGUGGCAGGCCACGAGCCUCCCGAGGGUGAAGCCGGCCAGCCAGGCGCGGCUCACGAGGAGGUCGCCGAGGGCCCGCCGGCACGGCCGGCGAGGGAGCCCGCAGCGCCGACGGCGGCCGAGCGAGCCGCGCACGAGGUGCUGCACGAGCCCUACAGGGCAUGGUGCCGGGAGUGCGUCUCCGGCAGAGGCCUGUCAGCAGGCCAUCAGACGAAGGACCGCCAGGAGUCAGCGCUCGCGGUGGUUGGCAUCGACUACGGCUACCUCGGUGAACGAGAGGACGCUACGCCGCUGCUGAUCGGGAAAGAUUCGAAGCAGCGUUGGUUCCACGCGUCGGUGGUGCCAGCUAAGGGGGCGCAGCAUCCCUGGCCGGCAAAGUCGUGGUCCAGGAGGCUGGCUUCGGCUGGCCACAAGCGCUUCGUCUUCCGCUCAGACGGCGAGGCGCCGCUCGUCGCCCUGAAGACCCGCAUCGGGGCCAAGCUCAAGGAGGAGUGCGGCAUCGAGGCGGUGCCCGAGGAGAGCGCGGUCGGCGACUCUCAGGGCAACGGCCUGGCCGAGCACGCGGUGCGCGAGGUCAAGGCCAAGGUGAGGGCGGCGCGGGCGCAGGUGGACGACCUCCACGGCGUGAGCAUUGGCGUCGAGCACCCAGUGACCGCGUGGAUGGUCGAGUUCGCAGCCAUGUCCAUCAAUCUGGGCAGGCGGGGCGCUGACGGCCGCGCGGCUUGGGAACUUCGGCGCGGCCGCCCCUUCAACAAGGACCUGGCUUGCUUCUCGGAGAAGGUCCUGUAUCUCCCAGGGGGCAAGCGCAAGGCUGGGACCGAGGACAAGUUCCUCGCUGGGCUCUACCUUGGGCUCACGCUUCGGACGGGCGAGGUCUACAUUGGCACGGAGUUGGGCGCACUACGGGCCAGGACCUUCAAGUGGUUGACGGUCGAGCAGCGGGCCGACAAGGACCUGCUGAACAGCCUCGUGGGGAAGCCGUGGGCGCCGGUGCCGACGGACGUGGAGGUGGACGAGGUGCCGGUGGCCAUCGAGAUCCGAGCGCCGGUGCCAGCGCCGGUCGCGCCUUUGGGCGGACCUCUGGCGCCCAUCCCCGAGGCUGGGGACCUCCCGCCCCGGGCUCUCCGAGUCGGGCGACCACCAGCAGGACCGCGGGCCGUCUACAUCAGGAAGGACGUCGAGAUCGCGAAGUACGGGCUCUCCCCGGGCUGCUACGGCUGCGCCGCGAUCCUCAACGGCGCCCGGGCGCAGGCUCACUCAGCCGAGUGCCGCGCUCGGAUCGAGCAGGCGAUGCAGGACGACGAGGAGGCAAAGCAGAGGCUCGAGGAUGCCCGUGAGCGGAAGCGGCAUCGCACUGACGUCGCCGGGCCUGUCUAUCAAGAGGGCGGCUCGUCAGGCAGCGGCGGUCCAGCCCCAGCUCAGCGGGUGCCGCCAGCACCCGAGGCCGCGGCGGCGGCUGACGUGGCGAUGGCUCCGGCACCACACGACCCCGGCGACGACAACAUGCAGGAGGAGAUCGGUGCCCUCCUGCUCUCUCUCGGCUACAGCGGGCGCAAGGCCGACGUGAUGGAGGUCUUCUGCCCGAAUAGGCUUGUGGGCUUUGCCCCCCUCUUCGGUCUGGUUCACGGCGGCUCGUUCGACCUGAGGGUUGGCUGGGACCUGACCGACCGCCAGCAGCAGCGACAGUGCCGGGAGCUGAUCGAGCACUUCGAGGUGUACUUCCUCUUGGGCAGUCCUCGCUGCGCGCCGUUCUCCAUGCUGAAGUACCUGAAUGAGGACACGGAGAAGCAGCGUGAGGCCUACGCCAUCGGGUACGAGCACUUGAGGUUCGUGAUGGAGCUCUACACGCUGCAGGUGAAGCACGACCGCACGUUCUUGCACGAGCACCCCUGGAGCGCGGACAGCUGGGACCUGGACAUCGUGAAGGAUGUGAUGGCUCUCCCGGGUGUCGAGGUCGGGCGAGGCGACCAGUGCGUGUUCGGCCUGGUGGUUGCGGACGCGCACGGCGACAGGCUCGCCAAGAAGCCGACAGGGUGGAUGAGUAAUAACAAGGAGGUGUUGGAUGAGGUCUGCAAGCGCUGCCCCAAUGAUACUGGCAUUGGCAGCCGCCACGAGCAUUCCACCUUCGUCGGCCGCAACAUGCGUGUGGCGGAGAGGUACCCGGUCAAGCUCCUCCGCGCCAUCCUCCGUGGCCUCCGCCGUCACCUUAGCAACAAGAAGGUGCUCACGCUUUCGGCCCUGGAUGCUGGGCCGAACGUGGACGAUGAGGAGAUCAGCCUGAAGGACUUCGUCGGGAAGUGGCGCGACACGCUGAGGACCGAGUUCUACGACGACCUCACCGGCCUCCCGCUGGACCCCACGCGGGUGAAGGCCGCGAGGCGCCUGGAGAUGGAUUUCAUGGCGCAGCUUGGCGUGUGGGUCUACGCGAGGGAGGAGGACUGUCAGCGCGAGCUUGGACGGAGGCCUCUCAGUGUGCGCUGGGUUGAUAUCGACAAGGGCGACACCGACCGGCCGGAUUACAGAUCCAGGCUCGUCGUGCAGGAGACCAAGGCGCAGAGCACCAUCGCCGGGGACGACAUCGGCGCGGUGUUUGCGGCGACCCCGCCGCUAGAGUGCCUCCGGCUCAUCUGCAGCAUGGUGAUGUCGAGCGACCCGUCCGAGGGCCGCGUGCUGCGCUUCCUGGACAUCUCGCGGGCACACCCGCACUGUGAGAUCAAGAGGACGGUCUACAUCAAGCUUCCAGAGGAGGAUCCGAUGUCGCAGGAGAUCGGUACGUGUGGGCUCUUGCGGAUGGCGCUCUACGGGACGCGCGACGCUGGCCAGAACUUCGAGCUCACGACUGCCGAGACGGUCAUCGGUGCUGGCUGCGACCAGUCGGCCUUCUCGCCUUGCGUGUACUGCCACAAGGACCUCCAGGUGAGCUUCUUCCACCACGGCGACGACUUCGUGCUCGAGGGCUCUCGGGACGGGACGGAGUCGAUCUGCGAGGCCCUGAAGACGAAGUUCAUCGUGAAGGACAGGGGCGUGCUCGGGCCGGCGCCUACCGACGCAAAGGAGAUCACGUGCCUCAACAGGGUAAUGCGCUGGCGAGACCGAUGGUGCCGAGGGGGCGAGGCCAUCGAGUACGAGGCGGAUCCCAGACACGCGCAGAUCUUGCACGCGCAGCUUGGAAUGGACCCCCGCACCACGAAGUCAUUGAGCACGCCAGGGCUGAGCCAGAAGCUUACACCUGACGUCGAGCGCGAGCUGAACGAGCACGAGGCGGCAGAGUACCGCAGUGCGUGCAUGAGGCUGGGCUACUUGGCGCUCGAUCGGCCAGAGGUGCAGUUCACGGCCAAGGAGUGCGCUCGCGGCAUGCAGAGGCCGACAGAGCGACACCUCCGCCUUCUGAAGCGCGCUGGACGCUUCUUGAUCGGGGCGCCGCGGGCCAUCUGGAAGUGGGGCCGACAGCGGGCACCCACAGUGAUGGACAUCUAUUCGGACACCGAUUGGGCAGGCUGCCCGAUCACGCGGAGGAGCACCAGUUCGGUCGUGAUCAAACAUGGGCAGCACCUGAUCGUUACGGCAUCGACGACUCAGAUCCCCAUCUCCAUGAGUUCGGGGGAGGCUGAGUUCUACGGCUGUGUGCGGGCGGCCAGCAGGGCCAUCGGCAUGCAGCCACUGUGCCAGGGCCUAGGCAGGGACGUGAGCCUUCGCAUCUGGAGCGACUCGGCAGCUGCUCUUGGCAUCAUGCAACGACGAGGCUGCGGCAAAGUCCGACACCUCGAGACGCCGACGCUGUGGGUGCAGAAGGCACUCAAGGACGGACGGUUUCAACUGGCUAAGGUUCCCGGGAAGUCGAACCCGGCGGACCUGGGGACGAAGUUCCUCGACCAGGCGGCGAUGCUCCGAGGGCUGGAGAUGAUGAAUGUCAGGCUCUCGGACGCGCCCCUCUCGAGUGCCCUUCAGGCGAAGGUCUGA
Prorocentrum cordatum is the source of this 5652-nucleotide messenger RNA. NCBI's taxonomy places the organism in Eukaryota, Dinophyceae, Prorocentrales, Prorocentraceae. The record is from the annotation of a GenBank genome assembly.